Molecule: messenger RNA, 1558 nt
Organism: Somion occarium
Lineage: Eukaryota; Fungi; Basidiomycota; Agaricomycetes; Polyporales; Cerrenaceae
Source: the annotation of a GenBank genome assembly
GGCGCCUCAAUGAGCACCUCAGCUCAGUCAAUCCAGGCUAUCCAAGCUUCUGCCUUGAACUUGAAGCUGCACACGUCCCUCUUUAAAGCUAAAAAAAAACCACCUGGAGACAUAUUGAGAUGUCUGACAGGAUCGCUCGAAAGCACCACAACCAAACCAAUAGGGCGCAGCCGCGCAAUGGCGCAGACAGGAAAGUCGUGUAUAAAAGUGUACUGGAAAAUCCGUUUCGGGUUUCAUGGCCCACCGUCCCUGCAAAUGUGCAAAACAUGUUGCUUGCCAGAGUCAUCCAGCUUUUAGACGGCAUGUCGCACUUUCACCGCGAAAGGCAGUCCAAAAGCAGGGCUCAAAAAAAACUUAGUACCGGCCUGGCAGUCUCCGCGAAGUCAAGAAGACAACUCGACAUUGCGGAAAAUCAGACUAACGAAAUGGACACGAGUGAAGAUCUCGAUGCAACUCAUGUUCCCUCCGAUAUUCCAUCCGAUGAGUCUAACGUCAUCGCUCAUGGACAGGAAGCAGGGUCUCUUGCCAUAACGAGACCACCUCAAAUAAUUCAGCACCUAACCAUCGGCAUCAACGAAGUCACGAAAGGUCUGGAGCUUCGAGCGAAGUCUUCUUGCCAGACGUUGUCGGCGGAUAUUGUAAGCUGCUCUGAACGCCCUAAACAAAAUUUUGCGCAACUCGUACUUGUUUGCUGCGGGGAUGUCAAUCCGCCUAUCCUAAUAUCUCAUCUUCCACAAUUGGUUGCAAGUUGUAAUUCCACUCGUACCUCUCAACAACAGAACCCUCACAUAGGGUGUAUCUGGUUGGUUCCUCUACCGAGGGGAGCGGAGGAAUCGUUGGCCGAGGCCUUGGGUCUAAGACGGGUCUCUGUACUUUCUAUUCAUAGUACCGCGCCAAACUUUUCGGAUUUUCUCCCGCUCCUAAGCUCUGUCCCUAUCCUUAGUGCACCCUGGGUACAACCUAAAAUCAGCGAUAAGCCCUGCACCCUGACUCCGACGCAUAUCAAACAGCUACGAACUUCAGCGCCGAAAAAUAUGAGGGAGGCCAAGGAGAAACGAUCAGAAGCCAAAGCUGCUGCGAAAGCGAGGAAGAAAGCUCAACGUUCGGCAGGAACAUCUACCAAAUCUUUGCCAUUGAUACAUCGGGAUGUUAUCAUGGCGACUUGAACUAAGUAGGGAUGAAAUUGUGAUAUGCAGAGGAGUGAAAACGAUAGGUAUCGCAUAACAGCGCCAUGCUGUCCUGCACGUCCUUCGUAUUCAGUCGCCAUUAGAUCAUAUCCGACUGGUCCGUACUCGUUCACCAGGAUCUCGUAUGCGGGAGGAUAUUAGAUCGAGGUUACCUGGAAGGGGGUGUCGGUCCGACGACCUCGUACUUUGUCCUUUGCAUCUACCAUCUUUUCUUGCUGGUUCCUUCUCCGAUCUUGUAUCCAGCUCGGAAAUUUGAGGGUAUUGACUGGAAUGUAGAGUUUGUAUCAUCGCAACCCAUUGCUUACAAUCCUAUAUAACUGCCUUCUUGAGCGUCGAUCAACGCGCAUGAUAGAGUUGCCGAUUAUGUCUAU